Messenger RNA from Mastomys coucha (southern multimammate mouse), 372 nucleotides. Its product is annotated as C-X-C motif chemokine 15-like. The record is from RefSeq and is a predicted model, not a curated record. Gene Ontology annotation, cellular component: extracellular region. Gene Ontology annotation, biological process: neutrophil chemotaxis; chemokine-mediated signaling pathway; antimicrobial humoral immune response mediated by antimicrobial peptide. NCBI's taxonomy places the organism in Eukaryota, Metazoa, Chordata, Mammalia, Rodentia, Muridae. The coding region runs from base 1 to 372 and encodes 123 amino acids. The transcript has 4 exons. Gene Ontology annotation, molecular function: CXCR chemokine receptor binding; chemokine activity.
AUGGCUGCUCAAUGCUGGCCCGUGCUCCUGCUGGCUAUCCUUAACCUAAGCAUCUUUGCCCAUCCGUGUGACACUCAAGAGUUACGAUGUCAGUGUAUUCAGAAAACAUCUGAACCCAUUCCUCUCCAAUUCAUUAAAACUAUCCAGGUGAUAUUUCCUAAUAUCUACUGCAACAGAAAGGAAGUGAUAGCAAUCCUGAAAAAUGGAGAUUCGAUUUGUUUGGAUCCUAAUGCUGAAUGGGUGGUUGCUGUUGUUGACCCCAUUGUUAAGAGGUUCCUACCUAAGGACCCCAAUCAAAAGGAAUUUCCAUGGGCAAUGAAGCUUCUGUACAGCGUUGAGUUUGAAAAGCCUCUGUAUCUUUCAUUUGAGUGA